Molecule: messenger RNA, 4493 nt
Organism: Caretta caretta (loggerhead turtle)
Lineage: Eukaryota; Metazoa; Chordata; Testudines; Cheloniidae
Gene: ARHGEF9
Product: Cdc42 guanine nucleotide exchange factor 9
Molecular function (GO): protein binding; guanyl-nucleotide exchange factor activity
Source: RefSeq, a predicted model, not a curated record
GGCCCGCCUCACAUUGAGAGAUGCAGCAGCAGCAGCAGCUUGCCGAGCUGUCACACUCACACAGGCUUCUUAUCUGCACUGGCUUGAUGAAUUAAAAAGCAAGCCAGCCAGCAAGAAAGAGAAGGAGAGAGAGAGGGGGGAAGAGAAAGAGAGAGAACCUUGCAGCCAGCAUUUGCCUUUUGGUUUUUUUUUAAAGGAAGGAUUUUGCGUCUGAAGUGAUCACUGCUUGUGAUGAGGCUUCACUUAGCAGGCUCCAGAAUGAGCUAGAGGCGGCAGAUAGGGGGAUAAACAAACAAACAAACAAAAAAUCAGACCAAACCCAAAUACCAACCAGCAAACCAAACCAGGAACAGUUUUCUCCUUUAUUCUAGCAUGGUGGAUGUAUGGACAGUCUUACAGAGCAGAGGUUGACAUCUCCAAAUCUACCAGCCCCACAUCUUGAACACUACAGUGUUCUGCAUUGCACCAUGACCUUGGAUGUUCAAACGGUGGUCGUUUUUGCAGUGAUCGUAGUGCUGUUGCUUGUGAAUGUCAUACUCAUGUUCUUCCUGGGCACUCGUUAAAUGGAUUUUUUCUCCUGAGCUGUUGGGGGCUACUGCCACUAGCAAUUCAACAAGAGAGCGAGAGAGAGAGAGAGAGAGAGAGAGAGAGAGAAAGGACAGAGAGAGAGAGAGAGAGAGAAAGAGAGAGAGAUUUCUUACUGAGGGGGGAAAACGCACUGAGCUUCAACAUGGCCUCGCUGUGAUAUGUAUUCAGUACACAGCCCAACUGCUGUGUAUAAUGUCUGAAGGAAAAUUGCCAAAAAUCCAUCUGAUCAGUGGUGGUUCUAUUGUAAGUGCUGAGGCAGUAUGGGAUCACGUCACCAUGGCCAACCGGGAGUUGGCGUUUAAAGCAGGAGACGUUAUCAAGGUCCUGGAUGCUUCCAACAAGGACUGGUGGUGGGGUCAGAUCGACGAUGAAGAAGGAUGGUUUCCCGCCAGCUUCGUAAGGCUAUGGGUGAACCAAGAAGACGGAGUAGAGGAAGGAACCAGCGAAGUACAGAAUGGCCAUUUGGAUCCAAGCGCCGACUGCCUCUGUCUCAGCAGAACCCUUCAGAACCGAGACCAGAUGAGAGCCAAUGUAAUCAAUGAAAUCAUGAGCACAGAGCGCCACUAUAUCAAACACCUCAAGGACAUUUGUGAGGGUUACUUAAAGCAGUGCCGGAAGAGGAGAGACAUGUUCAGCGAUGAACAGUUAAAGGUCAUAUUCGGCAACAUCGAAGAUAUCUACAGGUUUCAGAUGGGUUUUGUCCGGGACUUGGAGAAACAAUAUAACAAUGAGGACCCCCACCUCAGUGAAAUUGGACCUUGUUUCCUGGAACAUCAAGACGGGUUCUGGAUCUAUUCGGAGUACUGUAACAAUCACUUGGACGCAUGUAUGGAGCUGUCCAAGCUGAUGAAAGAUGGCAGGUACCAGCAUUUCUUCGAAGCAUGUCGCUUGUUGCAGCAGAUGAUUGACAUUGCCAUAGACGGUUUCCUUCUGACACCAGUGCAGAAGAUCUGCAAAUACCCCUUGCAACUGGCAGAGCUAUUGAAGUAUACUGCACAGGAUCACAGUGACUACAGGUACGUGGCUGCUGCACUCGCAGUCAUGAGGAAUGUGACUCAGCAGAUCAAUGAGCGGAAACGGAGACUGGAGAACAUUGACAAGAUAGCUCAGUGGCAGGCCUCAGUCCUGGAUUGGGAGGGAGAUGACAUCUUGGAUCGGAGCUCCGAGUUGAUCUACACCGGGGAGAUGUCCUGGAUUUAUCAGCCUUAUGGACGGAACCAGCAGCGCGUUUUCUUCCUCUUUGAUCACCAGAUGGUUCUCUGCAAAAAGGACCUGAUACGAAGAGAUAUACUGUAUUACAAAGGUCGCAUUGACAUGGAUAAAUAUGAAGUGGUGGAUAUAGAAGACGGGAGAGAUGAUGACUUCAACGUCAGCAUGAAGAAUGCCUUCAAACUUCAUAACAAGGAAACCGAGGAAAUUCACUUAUUCUUUGCCAAGAAGCUGGAGGAGAAACUGCGAUGGCUCAGAGCUUUCAGAGAAGAAAGAAAGAUGGUUCAAGAAGAUGAAAAGAUAGGCUUUGAAAUUUCUGAAAAUCAAAAGCGGCAAGCGGCAAUGACAGUAAGGAAAGUCAGUAAGCAAAAAGGUGUCAGCUACUCCAGGUCGGUUCCUCCAGCCUAUCCACCACCCCAGGAUCCAUUAAAUCAGGGACAAUACAUGGUGACAGAUGGCAUAUCCCAGUCCCAGGUCUUCGAGUUCACCGAACCCAAACGCAGCCAGUCACCAUUCUGGCAAAAUUUCAGCAGGUUAACGCCAUUCAAAAAAUAAUACCUAGAGUGAGAUGGAGAAUUUUAAAAUAAAAAUUUUAAAAAAUUAAAAAUAAAAAUAAAUAAAUAAAAUUAUAUUUAUAGAUGGACCUUUUUUCGGAGAAGCACUGUUGCAAUUAAAAAGAAUUAUACACACACACACACACAUACAUAUAUAUAUAUAUAUAUAUAUAUAUAUAAAUAUAUAUAUAUAUAGAAGGACCAAAAACUUUUUUUUGUUGUUUUUGGGAAGCAAACUACUACUAGAUACUAGGAAGCACCAAUGACUUCUACUCAUGUGUCCGAUUUUGUUUUAUUUAAUUGGUCAGACAACAUCAUUUUUUCUCUUCAUUUUUUUUUUUUUGUCCAACUUGUCAUUGUCUCUCCAGGACGAUUUCUUGCUCGUUGUGAGUUUGUCACUGAAGUUUUUUGCAGGCCACAUUGGUGUAUAUUUUAUUUUAUUUAUGCCUUUUAUUUUUCUAUUUUAGAGGUGGGGAAGAUCUCUGCUCCCUUCCCUCUUUGCUCCCCCCACCCCUUGACUGUCCCCAAACUUCCUGUUUCAAUGAACAGCAUUUUCCCCCCAGCAUUCUCUGUUCUGAGUCGUUCCAGUCUGGGUGUGCUCUGUUAUGCACUGUGAUAUGCUGCUCAGUACUUCUAUUGCUUUAACUGUUUUUAUAUGUGUUCUUGGGCCAGGGAGGGGGGUAUAAACAAACAAAAGGGGGGAACAGAUCUUUAUUAUGUGAGAGGUGACUUCUGUUCAAUUGAUUUGUUGCAUUUUUAACUGUGUUUCAUUUCAAUGCUGUGUGUUUCAAUCACACAUGCCAUUCCCAGUAAGAUUGAAAGAGAACAAUGGAGGCUUUUUUGUUUCGUAUUUUAUUUUAUUUUCUCCAGAGAUUUUUUUUUUUUAGCUGAGAAAUUACCCCGUGAGAUGUCCAAUACUAGCUUUUUCCUACAUAAAGAUGACAGAUGUUUUAAAAUUGCUUGAUGGCCUCAUGUCCUGCAUUCUAGGUAGAGAAAAAUUAGUUAUUGAACACAAACAAAAUGGCCAGUGUUCCUUCUGCAGGAACUAACUCAGAGGACCCAUCCUCUCUGCCACACACACACACACACGUAGCACCACUGUUAUGAACCAUUGAUUACAGUUUACAGGAGCAACGAUCCUAGAUGUAACAGCCAUUGCUGUACUUGCUUUCUGGUCUGUUAUGUUUUAUUUAAGUAUCCCUAGGUUUGCCUCGAGCGCCAAAUUACCAACCGGACAUUAGCUGACAAUGAUGACCUAUUAGAUUAAGGAUCAUUGCUUAAGUAAUCGAAAACAUUUACUCAACAUUUAAUGCCUCCAACCUGUGGAAGAGUUUGAAAACUGCCUUUCAGAAAAGAUUGCAUUGAAAUCAGUGUGGCCUGAGACAUCUUGCCAUGUGACCAGGACUACAUAUCCAAAUGUAGAUCAGCAAUCAGACUAGUCUAAACUGUAGCAAUGGUUCAGCAAACUUGCACCAUUGUCAAUAGGCUGCACAGUAAUUAGUUAACCUCUCUGUGUCUCUUUCUCUCUCUUUUUCUCACUCUGUGUAUUCAGAGCUGCAUUUUCAAUGACACCUCCUACAAUUUCACCCUCACCUCAAACACACUAGUUUGCAUGUACGGAAGCCUGCAGUUCGGCUCACAAAACAGAUCAUUGCACACACGAUGCCUUUUUGCUUGAGCAAAUGUGGAUGUUUUGCUCAUAUAAAAAGGUGUACGUGAAAAUUUCGCAGGUGCUGCUUUGUAGUCUCCUUUGAAAAUGUGGGGUGAAAUGAUCCAAACCCUAAUUUGUAUUGACUGUUUUGUUUUUAAUCUUAUCGGCCAUCCAAGCAAAUCAGGCUAGCUACUGAUGUAGAGAAAUACACCGGGGGGUAGGGGAGCACAGAUUUAAUUUUUCACCUGAAAAACAAGAACCUGUGAAGGCCACCAGUGAAUGAUUUCAAUAUUUCCAGGCAGCUUAUUCUCUUGUAGGGCUAGAGCAAGCACUAAGAUAAAGACACCAUGCCAUGUUAUAAGGGAGUGACCAUAUUUCCCAUUUAAAGCACAAAGAUUAUCUCGGCACUUUCUUUGCUACUUGAGAAAAUACAAAUAAGCAGCAAAGAAAGUCUAGUAUUUUAAAGAGAGGAAGGCUCCCCCCCACCCCCC